CUUCGCACAGUAACAAAAUGCUUUUAUGUGAAUAAAAAAGCAAAUUGCAGUCGUGGUUCUAGUGAUUUAAUGGAAAAUUGAGCAGAAAUCAAGAGUGUGUUUCGUCUUCUUUACCGUGAAAGUGUGUCCAGUAUUACAACAGUGGCACAAAACUGCUAAAUCAAAUGACAGAGUGUACUACCGUAAAGAUGGAGCCGUCGCCCGAGAUAAAAACGGAAAGGGAUACCGGGAGUGAACCGCUGCUAAUGUCUGAAGGUGAAGAACAACCCGUGGCAAGGGCACCAGCGGCGCUGACUGCCCCUACAGACGGUCCAAGCGGUGUGAAAGAAGAACCCGGAAUAGACAUCGUAGAUGAUGCAGCCGGUACUGCAGCAGCAAAAGACAUACCUGCGGUAGCAGCUGAUGGCACUACGGCAGCUUCCAGUUCCAGCGACACGGAGACUUCGGAUAAUCACCUUGGACCAGGUACUGCUACUUCGGAAGACAGGGACGCUAUCAACGACAAUAAAAGUGAGAAGACAAGCAGGAUACCCAAGAGUGGCAAAAAGCCCUUCAAGUGCGACAUCUGCAGCAAAUCGUUUGCCCAUCCGUACACUCUAACCUGUCACAAGCUGCUGCAUACGGGAAAAACCGACUUCAAAUGUGAGAUAUGUGAGAGAUAUUUUUUCACGAAAGCACAGUUCGAAACCCACCAGCGGCGACACAGCACGCAUCGGCCACACAAGUGCCACAUUUGUGACCGAGGGUUCGCUUUUAAAACGGGGCUCGCAAAUCAUAUGAGCAGUCACAGUGAUGAACGACUGUUCCAGUGCGACAUAUGCGGCGCAUCGUACAAGUCAGCCGGCAAUCUUAGCGUCCACAAAAAUAUCCACAAGUCCGUACUGGAUCAUCUGUACCGGUGCGAGAUUUGCGGGAAAGGUUUCUCCAUUUAUCAUUAUUUCGAAGUGCACAUGCGCAGUCACAGCGACGAGCGACAGUUCGAAUGCGACAUCUGUGGAUCGGCCUACAAAUCGAGCAGCUAUUUUAAAGUUCACAUGAAAAGUCACACAUCCGUGGAGCCGAAAAAACCCUUCAAAUGUGACCUGUGCGGGAACCGAUUUACUCAAAAAAGUGGCCUUAAUCUGCAUUCAAAGAUACACCUAAAGACGGGAUUCAUAAAAUGUACCCACUGUGGGAUACAAUUUUCCACUAAAGAGAGCCUGGAUGCGCAUAGACAGCGCAUCAGCAGUGAACGGCCGUUCGAGUGUACCUGUAGAUCAGUUCACCCGACUAGAAAAAGUCUGUGGUAUCAUCUUAGGAAGCAUAAGGAUCACUACAAAAACUAACGGGUGAACAAAAACUCCUGUUCACGAGAAUA
This is a messenger RNA of Sabethes cyaneus, 1357 nucleotides long. Its product is annotated as zinc finger protein 239-like. The record is from RefSeq and is a predicted model, not a curated record. Gene Ontology annotation, biological process: regulation of transcription by RNA polymerase II. Lineage: Eukaryota; Metazoa; Arthropoda; Insecta; Diptera; Culicidae. The transcript has 2 exons. Bases 165 to 1325 code for a protein of 386 amino acids. Gene Ontology annotation, molecular function: DNA-binding transcription activator activity, RNA polymerase II-specific; RNA polymerase II cis-regulatory region sequence-specific DNA binding. Gene Ontology annotation, cellular component: nucleus.